AUGCUUAUGGAGGGAUUUACGCCAUGGCAUAUUGCCGAAGGUCUUACAAUACGUCACGGACCAGAGUGGGUACGCCGCAGGACAAUGUUGGACGUCCCCCUACAUAGUGCAAUCGCUAAACACGUGCAAGGCAUCUGCGAAUCUUGCGACACGUUUACACAAAAAGUGUACAACAUGAGGAACCAUCAGGAUGAAGUAACCAAGGACUUGGAGAAGGAGUUGAAUAAAUGGGCAUUCGAUUGUAUGGCGGUAAAGGAAUACUCUCGCCUGAUAAUAUUCUCGAAGAAGUUCGCGAUGCUCGACACUGAGCUGAUCUACAGCCAGUGCGACAUGUCGUGGCUGUACCACAGUCUAGUUAAGGCGAGCGAGGCGGUGGCGCGCUGUGAGUCGGGCGUGCGCAUGUGGAAGUAUUUCACGACGCCCGCCUGGUACUCGCUGGUCAAAUACUGCGACAACCUGGAUAACUUGAUCGGCAAGCACGUUCUCGAAGUGGAACAGAGCAUAGCGAUGUGCACCGAGAAGGAUAAAGUAAAAGACGUGAACCCCUUGAUUGGUGCUAUGUUGCUCGGGGAAGAUUGUAUGAGCGUUGAGGACAUCGCAACACUUCUCAUGGACAUGCUUCUCAUAGGCGUGAACACGAUUACUUCGACAGUAUCGUUUUUAUUGUACUUCAUCGCAAAACAAAGUAGAGUACAGCGUUUGCUCUACCAAGAAAUCGAGAACAUUACCCCCGAGAUUAAUCUGGAUAAAGUUAACAAUCUCAAGGAUAAAACACCAUAUCUACAAGCGUGUCUCAAGGAAACCCUAAGGUUAGCACCUCCGAUACCUCUGCUGACCAGGAUUCUCCCAAAGAAUAUAGUUCUGGAUAGUUAUAACAUACCUCGGGGCACCUUGAUUAUGAUGUCGAUCCAAGAUGCAGCGCUAAAGGAGUCUAACUUCGACGACGCCGCCAAGUUCUAUCCAGAGCGAUGGCUUAGUGGCGACUCGAACGUCCGUCACGAAUUUGCAUCGAUCUCUUUCGGUUACGGUGCGAGAAAAUGUCUGGGUCAAAACGUAGCCGAAAUAAUGACAACACUCCUAACUAUUAAGGUAAUAAACGGAUGUAAUGCCAGCAAACUAUCAUCUAUC
Iphiclides podalirius (scarce swallowtail) is the source of this 1128-nucleotide messenger RNA. Lineage: Eukaryota; Metazoa; Arthropoda; Insecta; Lepidoptera; Papilionidae. The record is from the annotation of a GenBank genome assembly.